CAGCCUGCGGUGCACUCGUAACCUCACGGACUAAUGGGGCUUAUUCUGCUGAUUCUCCUCUACUGGAUCAACACCGUGGAAGGAUCAUGUUCGGCUGGCGGCGCUUUGACUUGUGACCAAUGUCUGCAGCUCAGUCCUCACUGUGCCUGGUGCACACAGGAGAACUUCACAGACUGGUUCUCAGUCAGCGAAAGAUGUGACACACUGGAUAUCUUGCAAGAAAAGGGAUGUGCCAGGAGCCAGCUGGAGUUCCCAGUCUCUGAAGGUCAAAUCCUCCUUGAUCACCCACUCGGGAAGAAGACAGACAGCGCUAACAGCACCCAGAUCUCUCCACAGAAGAUGGCCCUCAAGCUGCGAGCUGGCAGUCAGGUGACGUUUCAGGUCAAGAUUCAACACACAGAGGACUAUCCUGUGGAUGUGUACUAUCUGAUGGACCUGUCAGCGUCCAUGAUCGAUGAUCUGGAGAUGAUCAAAGACUUGGGCUCCUCUCUGUCUAAAGAGAUGGCCAACCUCACCAGUAAAUUUCGCAUGGGCUUUGGUUCUUUCGUGGAGAAACCUGUCCUGCCUUUCAUCAGGAUCACAGAGGAGGAGCUGGCCAACCCCUGCAGUGGCGUGGGUUCAACCUGCCUGCCAACGUUUGGCUAUAAACACGUCCUGUCUCUGACGAGCAGCACCGACAGGUUCAAUGAGAUCAUUGCAAAGCAGCGUGUGUCAGCAAACAUCGAUGUGCCAGAGGGUGGCUUUGACGCUGUCAUGCAGGCAGCUGUUUGUGGGGACAAGAUAGGCUGGAGGAAUGAUUCAAUGCGUUUGCUGGUGUUCGUCAGUGAUGCUGACUCACACUUUGGGAUGGACAGUAAGAUGGCCGGCAUCGUGAUCCCCAAUGACGGCCAGUGUCACCUGGAUGUCAACAAUGAGUACUCCAUGUCCACAAUACAGGAGUAUCCAACUCUCGGUCAGCUGAUUGAUAAAGUCAUGGAGAACAACAUCCUGCUGAUAUUUGCUGUGACAGAGGAUCAGAUACACAACUAUAAGAACUAUGCAAAUCUCAUACCUGGCGCCACAGUCGGAGCUGUGGCGACAGAUUCGAGGAACAUCCUGGAACUGAUUGUAACAGCGUACAAAGAACUGCGCUCAGAGAUCGAACUAGAGGUCCAAGGAGACACAGAGGAACUGCAGAUGUCCUUCACAGCCAUUUGCCCCAAUGGUACUAUCCUGCCUGACCUAAAACAUUGCUCCAACGUCAAACCAGGGCAGACGGUCGUGUUCAAUGUGUCUGUGGAGCUCCCAGGAUGCCUGUCAGGAGUUAGACACUUCUCCCUCAAGGCGGUGGGCCUGCAGGACAGUUUGGAGGUGGAACUGGAGUCUCUUUGCUCGUGUGACUGCCGGCAGCCUCCUGAAGCAAACAGCAGCCAGUGCACCGAAGGCCAGGGGGAGUUCCAGUGUGGCGUGUGCGUGUGCCAGCCGGGUUUUCUGGGAGCACAGUGCGAGUGCAACGAGGAGAGCGCUUUGUUGAGCAACUGCCUUGCCAGCAACGAGUCCGAAGUAUGCAGCAAUCAAGGGCAGUGCUACUGCGGACAGUGUGUGUGUCAUGCAUCCAGCUUCGGCCGCAUCUAUGGACCUUACUGCGAGUGUGACAACUAUUCCUGUGUUCGCUUCCGGGGAGAACUCUGUGGAGGCCACGGAGUGUGCGACUGCGGGGAUUGUCACUGUCAAAGUGGUUGGACGGGGGAGUAUUGCAACUGCAGUACCAGCACUGAAGCGUGCAUGUCGGAGGAUGGCACUGUCUGCAGCGGCAGAGGGAAAUGUGAGUGUGGCCACUGUGUCUGCUCUUUACCCGGAGCGUCUGGGGACAAGUGUGAGAAGUGCCUGACAUGCGGAGACGCCUGUAGCUCUGCAAGGAGCUGUGUGGAGUGUCACCUCCAAGAUAAGGAUGAUGCUGAGAUUUGUGAUGAAAAGUGCAGCGUUUCCAAAAUUUCCAUCGACACAACAGGAGCUCUUGUAGCUCGUGGGCUGAACAGCUGCACUGCACCUGGGAAAUGA
This is a messenger RNA of Paralichthys olivaceus (Japanese flounder), 2040 nucleotides long. Lineage: Eukaryota; Metazoa; Chordata; Actinopteri; Pleuronectiformes; Paralichthyidae. The record is from RefSeq and is a predicted model, not a curated record.